Cladophialophora yegresii CBS 114405 is the source of this 1833-nucleotide messenger RNA. RefSeq lists its product as uncharacterized. Gene Ontology annotation, molecular function: transmembrane transporter activity. The transcript is spliced from 3 exons. NCBI's taxonomy places the organism in Eukaryota, Fungi, Ascomycota, Eurotiomycetes, Chaetothyriales, Herpotrichiellaceae. The record is from RefSeq and is a predicted model, not a curated record. Gene Ontology annotation, biological process: transmembrane transport. Bases 1 to 1833 code for a protein of 610 amino acids.
AUGGCGAAAGGAGCGAAGCGGCCGCUUCAGCUGCCCAAGCAACAACUACUCAUUCUCGCCGCAUGUCGCCUCGCAGAGCCGGUCGCAUCGACAUCCGUCUACCCAUAUAUCCCGGAAAUGAUACAGUCAUUCAACGUCGGAGAUGACCGAAUCGCUCAAUGGGCCGGCCUCAUGUCCGCUACCUUUUCCCUUUCGCAGUGCCUCACCGGAGUCGCCUGGGGUCGAGCCUCAGAUCGCUUUGGCCGGAAGCCCAUCAUCAUCGUUGCCUUGACCUGUACGAUGCUGUCCAGCAUCUUAUUCGGGUUUUCGAAGAAUCUUGCCUGGGCUUUUAUAGCCCGGUCACUGCAGGGCUUGUCAAAUGGGAAUGUUGGGAUCAUCAGAACGGCCGUUGCGGAGUUGGUCCCACAGAAAGAGUUGCAGCCUCGCGCGUUCAGUAUUAUGCCGCUGGUGUGGAAUGUCGGUAGUGUGUUUGGGCCAUCGGUCGGUGGAUCUCUCGUCCACCCUGUGGAACGAUAUCCCCAGGUGUUCGGAAAGAUGAAGCUACUGCAGGAAUAUCCCUUCGCCUUGCCAAAUCUUCUGAUCAGUGUUCUCUUCAUGGGCGGCAUCACGGCAGGCUUUCUUUUCCUUCACGAAACAUUAGAAGAGAGGAGAAAGCAGCGGGACUAUGGUCUUAUCCUCGGCAGACUCCUUACCCGCCCUUGCGUCCGAAGGCCACACCAGCGGACGCUGGUGAACAACGAAGAGUCAGAGGCCUUUCUCUCUGGCAUGUCUAGCGAGAUGUCGACGCCAGUGUCCGGUUCGCAGCAUGCUAUCCACAGCCUGCCAAAACAGGCCCCGGGAUGGGGUGAGGUCUUCUCUCGACAAUCAAAUAUCAAUUUGCUUGUCUAUACAUUCCUUGCUAUGCACUCCGUGGCCUAUGAUCAGCUACUAGCUAUCUUCAUGCAUUAUCCGGUGCAAUCGAUUCAUGAUCCAGAUGUACAUCUUCCCCUCAAGUUUGCAGGGGGUUUCGGCAUCGACUCGAAGGAAAUAGGCUUGCUGUUCACUGUCUACGGUGUUUUCGGCAUGGUCAUCCAAUUCUUCGUGUUUCCGCCGUUUGCUAGGAAGUACGGCGUAUUGAAUUGCCUCAAAGCUUGUUGCGUGGCUUUUCCUCUGGCCUACAUUGCGACACCAUAUACAGCUCUUUUGCCAACUAACUCUCAGAGGCAAGGAGUCAUGAUGGUGAUAAUGUUGAUCAAAUGCUUUUGCGGUAUCUUUGCGUUUCCCUGCUCGACCAUCCUUCUCACCAACAGCGCCGCUAGUCUGAAAAUUCUGGGCACUCUCAACGGAGUGGCAACAAGUAUUUCUGCUCUCGGGAGAGCUGCUGGCCCGGCUUUAGCUGGGUGGACCUUCACAGAAGGUGUGGAUAUUGGAUAUGUGAUCAUCUCUUGGUGGACAUUGGCUUUGGUGGCAAUCAUCGGCGCUGUUCCAGUCUGGUUCUUGGUCGAGAUGGAGGGCUUCGGAGACUCCCAAGAGGAUGAAAGUGACGAUGAGAUGGAUAUUGAGGAGGACGAUGACGCCAAAGCUUCUGCUAUUUCAUCCUCCGAUGCACAUCUCAGAAAGCAUACACCUUCUUCUGUUUUCGAGGAUGCCGUGGAGGACGAUCAACCCACCCCAGAAGGCAGCUUGCUUCGACCUUCGAAUCCUCCUUCUCGGCGGCAAAGCUUACAACUCCGACGAGUCCCAAGUCCGAUCGGGCUGGGUCCGGGUGUGAUUCCGCACGGCGCGAGGAGAUAUAGCAGCGACUUAGGCGCUACAAGAAGCGGAUUUGGGGUCGGUGGAACAGCAUAUAAUUGA